Benincasa hispida (wax gourd) is the source of this 1232-nucleotide messenger RNA. RefSeq names its product NAC domain-containing protein 90-like. The record is from RefSeq and is a predicted model, not a curated record. NCBI's taxonomy places the organism in Eukaryota, Viridiplantae, Streptophyta, Magnoliopsida, Cucurbitales, Cucurbitaceae. Gene Ontology annotation, biological process: regulation of DNA-templated transcription. Gene Ontology annotation, molecular function: DNA binding.
CUUAUCCUUAUAACCCCUCUCUUCAAUUUACCUCCAUAUAUAUAUAUAUAUAAUAGGAUUGGUUAAAGCUUUUAGAAGUGCAUUAUUAGAUUAUAGACAAAGAGAGAGAAAUGGAGAAUUAUUUGAUUCCUGGGUUUAGGUUUUACCCAACUGAAGAAGAGUUGAUUUCUUUCUAUUUGCAAAACAAGCUUGAAGAUGGAAGAGAUGAUUUGAAACAAGUGAUGGAUCAAAUCAUACCUAUUUUGGAUAUUUAUGACUUCAAUCCUUGGGAUCUUCCACAGUAUGCUGGGGAGGUGUGUAAAAGAGAUGAAGAACAAUGGUUCUACUUCAUACCGAGGCAAGAGAGUGAAGCAAGAGGAGGAAGGCCAAAGAGAUUAACAACCACUGGAUAUUGGAAAGCAACUGGUUCUCCAAGCCAUGUUUAUUCUUCAAACAACCAUAAAAGCAUUGGAGUUAAAAGAACUAUGGUUUUCUAUAAUGGAAGAGCUCCCACUGGAACCAAAACUGAAUGGAAGAUGAAUGAAUAUAAAGCCAUGGAUCAUCUCAAUCCAGGAGGAAACGUUUCUCCUUCUAAGUCCUCGACCACUCCUAUACUUCGAUUGAGACAAGAGUUCAGUUUGUGUAGAAUCUACAAGAAAUCCAAAACGUUACGGUCAUUUGACCGACGACCACAGCCACGUGAACCGGGGAUGACUCGGUUUGCAGCGAGCACACAAGCAGCAACGACUGAGCCACUGAGCUUUACUAAUGAGCCUAACCCGACCUUAAACGCUCCGUUAACAGCAACAAUAAGCUCACCGGACAUCUCUUCUUCAGGCGACCGAGUAGGCGAUUCCUCCCGAGCAACUGCAGACACCAGUAAUGAGCUGAACCUUGAACCCAUGGAGGCUGCUUAUGAGCCGAUGUGGGAUUGGGAGCAGUUGAAUUGGUUCUGAAAUGAAAAAAAAAAAAAAAAAGACCAUUCGGAAAUGAUAGAGUAGGGUAUGUUUAAGCAUAUAAAAACAACAUAAAGUAACUAGCUACUGCGUAGCAAAUAUAUUUCCAAUUUUUAUUUGUAGUUUCUAUCUUAUACACAAACCUAAUAUGUGUGUGUAUAUAUAUAAAAAUAAUUCGAAUAAAGAUAGAGAUAUGUCAAAACGAGUAUAGCUCAACUGACAUAAAACUUGUACUACCAACCUCAAGGUCAGAUUUGAUUCUUCCACCUUACAUCUUGUUAAAAAAAAAAUUCUUGA